Fimicolochytrium jonesii is the source of this 902-nucleotide messenger RNA. RefSeq lists its product as uncharacterized. The transcript is spliced from 7 exons. Gene Ontology annotation, molecular function: protein binding. Lineage: Eukaryota; Fungi; Chytridiomycota; Chytridiomycetes; Spizellomycetales; Powellomycetaceae. The coding region runs from base 133 to 609 and encodes 158 amino acids. The record is from RefSeq and is a predicted model, not a curated record.
AGGAGAGGAGGGUGGGCAAAGCAGGCACCGUUUCGAGAGUUUGUUGAAGCAAUCCACCCAUUCUCGUUCGGUUCCAUACAGGCAAGAGUACGUACAGUACUGUAUAUACUCCCAUCCCCCCGCCCAUCCACAAUGGCAGCAACCGCAACCACGCCGCUUGCGACUCCCCCUUCCCUUCCACCUCCACGCAAAACUUACCCGUCCCAUGUCCGUGCAGUCUCGUAUGGGAAGGCUUUGUUCGCCGACGCUGAUCUCCCCGCUGGAACGGUGGUGGAGCGGUUUGAGGGUGAAGUCGUAGAAUACGACCAAGUCUCAGAAAAGGACAAGACGUACGUGCUCAACUUUCUGCCGCCGGGCGAGACGGAAUGGAAAUGGCUUCUUCCCACCUCCGACGCACGAUUCGCAAACCACUCUUGCGACCCAAACGCGAAACUGACCAACCUCCAAAUCAUCCUCACGCGACCCGUGAAGAAGGAUGAGGAGAUUACGUUUUUGUAUAACCCGGGGGAUGAUACGGAUUAUUGGGAUCCGGCGUGGAACUUCAAGUGCUGCUGCGGAUCGACGGACUGCCAGGGAGAUAUAGACCGGUACCGUAAACCCAAAGCGUGAAAGACAGUACGGCGAGCGGACGAUUUGGCUGCAACGAGGUUGUGCGUGGGUGGGAGUGUGUGUGGAUGAUUCGUAUCCGAGGGACUUUGAGACGAUAUGUAGUUCGCAUCGGACGAUUGUCGGAAGAAGAUAGAGACGUUUCGGGUGCGAAUAUAUGCGGUUGGCGGAGUCAUCGGCACCUUGUAGCACCUGCGGCGGCUCUUCGUGGACCUGUCUACAGGAGAAUAUCCGAGUAGACUCUAUCUUCCGGGCCAGGGAAUGAUGAGGUGUCCGUUGAUGAGGCGUAAAGGCGG